Messenger RNA from Macadamia integrifolia, 1195 nucleotides. RefSeq names its product chloroplastic group IIB intron splicing facilitator CRS2-B, chloroplastic-like. The transcript has 9 exons. Lineage: Eukaryota; Viridiplantae; Streptophyta; Magnoliopsida; Proteales; Proteaceae. The record is from RefSeq and is a predicted model, not a curated record. Gene Ontology annotation, molecular function: peptidyl-tRNA hydrolase activity. The coding region runs from base 243 to 971 and encodes 242 amino acids.
UUUCUUCUUGGAACUGAAACCCUUGGUGAUAGAAAUGCCCGAUUUAAUCAACUUUUCCCCCCCUCCCAGCAGCCUCUGGCUCUCCCUCUUCCUCUCCCUCCCUCGAAUCUAAUGUCAUCUAUAGCAAACCUAGGGUAUGGCUUGCUGAGCAAUUUGGUUCAAUUGGGUCUCUGCAUAAACCUAGAUUCAUUGAUGAUGAAUCUAGUGUGCGAAGUUUUUGAGAGACGCUUCUUUGAAGGUCAAUGUUGCAUGCAAUCUCUGCCCCUAACACUUGUGUAUGCCACCAGAAAAGCCCUGGUCUUGGAAGAAGACAUUUAGUAACAUCCAGGCGUAGCAUUUCUUCUUCAUUACCUGAUACAGAUGGAGUUAAAGUGGAGUAUACUCCCUGGCUGAUUGUUGGAUUGGGAAACCCUGGGAAUAAGUAUCAUGGAACCAGGCACAAUGUUGGUUUUGAAAUGAUUGAUCGCAUUUCUCAAGGAGGCAUUCUGUUGAACACUAUACAGUCGAAGGCAUUAAUAGGAAUAGGUUCGCUUGGAGAGGUUCCGGUUUUAUUGGGAAAACCACAGGCAUACAUGAAUUUUAGUGGGGAAUCGAUUGGACCACUAGCUGCAUACUAUCAAGUGCCGCUUCGUCACAUCUUAGUGGUUUAUGAUGAGAUGAGCCUGCCAAAUGGUGUCAUGAGGCUUCAACCAAGAGGAGGACAUGGCCAUCAUAAUGGGCUGAAGAGUGUGAUGGACCAUUUGGAUGGUUGCCGUGAAUUUCCUCGGUUGAGCAUAGGCAUUGGCAAUCCCCCUGGGAAUAUGGAUAUGAGAGCGUAUCUGCUGCAGAAGUUCAGUUCAGAUGAGCGAAAGCAGGUGGAUGUGGCACUCCAACAGGGGGUGGAGGCUGUGCAGACCCUGGUGCUCCAUGGCUUCAAUGAUGGUAUCAGUAGAUUCAACUUACAGCAAAAGUACAAGUAUCACAAGGUUUGAAUCAAAUUUUAGGGAGGGCAAAAGGGUUGAAAUAGGUGGCAGCUGAUAUAUAUAUAUAUAUAUAUAUAUAUUUAUAUGCCAUAUGUUUUCGUUUCUCUAAGCAUGGACAUGCUCUAUGUUUGGAACUUUAGAUUGAAAAAGGAGAUUAAAUUUUGUGUGACCUCAGUCUCUACAAAUUUGGGUGAUAUUCCAGUCAAUAGAUAUAACACUUGAUUCCAUUUAAA